This is a messenger RNA of Guillardia theta CCMP2712, 630 nucleotides long. RefSeq lists its product as hypothetical. Lineage: Eukaryota; Cryptophyceae; Pyrenomonadales; Geminigeraceae. The coding region runs from base 1 to 630 and encodes 209 amino acids. The transcript is spliced from 7 exons. The record is from RefSeq and is a predicted model, not a curated record.
AUGGCGGAAGAGCUGGAGAACAGGCUGAAAGACAUCAAGAUCUCAACACUGAACGACAACUACACCGAAGAUCGCAGGCGAGAGCUGCGGGAGAAGUUUGAGACCCACCAGCAGCCCGUCGGCUACGGCCGUCCCAGGGGCUUUGCGGAGAGGGAGCACGAGUCGCACGACAGAGCGAUGCUAGUGAUGACGUCGACGGGGAUCGAGAAGAGAAUCUCGAAGCAGGUGUUUGUCAACAGCACUGGGGCUGCCAUCCCGAAGCCGAGGGAGAGGGCGCCAUGGAAGCGCUCGAUGCUUCAGCAGCCGAUGUCGUACGAGUCUCUCCCACCAAGGGAGGAGGGAGUUGAAGAGCCUCCUGCUCGUGCGAGCGAGGGAGUCCCUUAUGAGUAUUUCAACGUGGAGAGAUUCUCGGUCCUCCUUUCUCUCAACAUGGAUCUUGCACUCUCUGCGAAUGUUCCGACUGAAUGCUUCGAGGUCGUGCAAGUCAAGAAAGGAAAGAACUUGCAAGUUGUCAUUGACAUCAACAGCCUCGGCCUCCGGGCGGCAGGGCAGGACAUGUUGAGUCAGCCAACAGCCUUGAUGCUGGAAAAUCGUGUGCAGUGUGAUUGCAACGAGCAGAAGCUUCUGUGA